Effrenium voratum is the source of this 1299-nucleotide messenger RNA. The record is from the annotation of a GenBank genome assembly. Lineage: Eukaryota; Dinophyceae; Suessiales; Symbiodiniaceae.
AUGUGGCGAGUGCUCGCCGCGCAGCUGGGGGUUGCAGCCGGGAGCGUGUCCUUUCUGACGCUGGGAGACUGGGGCGGCUACGACUUGGGCUCCUUCCACCAGAAAGCGGUGACCGAUGUGGCGAAGCAGAUGGCGAAGACGGCCACCGCGAACGCGGCUGCCUUCGUAGUCAACACCGGCGACAACUUUUACUACUGCGGCAUCACCAGCACCUCAGACAAACAGGUGGCAGACGACUUCACCAACAUCUACACUGACAAGUCCCUGAAGGUGCCUUGGUACUCCGUGCUUGGAAAUCACGAAUAUGGCUACGAUGUGGAGGCGCAGUGCCAGCUGUCCAGCAAGCUCAGCAAUUGGGUCAUGGACAGCAGGUACUACACCAAGCGCGUGGCCCUGGCCGAGGACCAGCACAUCUCCUUCAUUUUCCUCGACUCGUCGCCCUGCGUGGCGGACUACCGUGGUGAGGACGACUCCAGGUGGGACCCCUGCGGCUCGGAGUUCCCCACCUGCGAUCCCAUCAUGGAGGGCCCCUGCAAGUUUCAUGAAAACAUCCUCACGCAGAAUUGCACCGCCCAGUUUGAGUGGUUCCAGGCGCAGAUCAAGAAGGUGCCCAAGGAAGAUUGGCUCAUCAUCGUUGGCCAUCACCCGGCAGACGAGAUGGAUGUGGAAGACUUCGUCUCUGUCAUGAACCAGCAUGGCUUCGACCUCUACUUGAAUGGGCACACGCACCUCCUGAACCAGUACAGCAUCGAUGGCAAGGGCGCCUACGUCACCAGCGGGGCCGGUGCUAUGGUGAAGACCCAGGACCAGGAGAUUGAGGAGGAUCACCUGGCCCAGGCAGCCUCAGGGAAGGUGAAGACAGUGUGGGAGCAGAAGGUGGCAGGCUUCACUUUGCACACCUUCUCCCCGGAUUUCAAGGAGCUGAAGACUCAGUUCGUGGACUACAAGGGCAACGUGCUGCACGAGUUCUCGGUGACCCGCGGUGCUCCUUCGCCCUCACCGCCGCCCUCGCCGCCCUCGCCGCCCUCGCCGUCGACGGGCGCGUGCAAGCAGUACGGCUGUGGGAGGUACGAUCCAAGCCACUCCUGCCAGUGCAACUCCUUCUGCAAGGAGCAUCACGACUGCUGCUCCGACUUCAAGAGUACUUGCGGUGGAGGCACAGGCUCCUGCAAGGAGUACAAGUGCGGAAAGUACAAUCCCACGCACAGCUGCCAGUGCAACAGCCAGUGCAAGGAGCACAAAGACUGCUGCUCCGACUACAGCACGACCUGCAAAGGUUUUGUGCAAACCGUUGUUUGA